Messenger RNA from Ailuropoda melanoleuca (giant panda), 2379 nucleotides. It is a transcript of the gene GRINA, whose product is annotated as glutamate ionotropic receptor NMDA type subunit associated protein 1. The coding region runs from base 734 to 1804 and encodes 356 amino acids. Gene Ontology annotation, biological process: negative regulation of apoptotic signaling pathway. Gene Ontology annotation, cellular component: Golgi apparatus; endoplasmic reticulum; membrane. NCBI's taxonomy places the organism in Eukaryota, Metazoa, Chordata, Mammalia, Carnivora, Ursidae. The transcript has 6 exons. The record is from RefSeq and is a predicted model, not a curated record.
UUCCGUGGCCCCCGCCCCCACCCGCCUCGCCGUCUCUCCUGCUUUGUUCCCCCGCACGCCCUCUGGUCGCUUCCAUCCCCCACACACCCCCGCACCCCGCUGUUCCUGGCGUACCCUCCUGGCAGGCACCCCGAUAGCCGAUGCAGGCCUGCUGCCCCCCACCUUGGGAGCGGGGGACAGUCGGGCCUGCUUUUGGACAAGGGUCAGGGCUCUCGCUGCUCACAGAUGGCCCGGGGAUUUCCUGGGAUAGAAAUAGCCGCCAGCUCUGGCCCCUUAAAGCUGCUUAAGGGGAGGGUGGCGAAGGGGAGGGUCUGGGCACACCCCCACACCUCCCUGACCGCGCCCCCAGCCCCGACCCGGCUGAGCUCUGACCCGGGAGACGCCAGCAUCCGUCAUAAACGUUCUCCAGUUGCUCCUAAGAAACAACCGAAACCGAAAAUCCUGAAGCUGACGAAGUCAUCGUCUUGCCUGUCCCCUCCUCCACUUUUGGGGUCGUCUUAGAACGGCCCUUCCGAAGCCCCACGCCUAGCUAACGGGUCCCCACUGGCGCUCCUGGUCCUUCUGCUUGAGGGUUGCCAAUGGCCCUGGGGGCAAAAGUCGCGAAUGCCCCCCUUUGUGUCCUGGUUCCCUGCAGCAGGUGGGGCGGGGCCGCGGUGGCUGGUUCCGGGGACUUGUCACUGAAGGGCUGACUUCUCUUUCUCUCCUCUAGGGGGAGACCACAGAAUUUGAGGCCAUGCCCCAUGAAAAGAGUUUCUUGGUGUCUGGGGACAGCUAUCCUCCCCCCAACCCUGGAUAUCCUGGGGGACCCCAGCCCUCCAUGCCUCCCUACCCUGGGGCCCCUUACCCACAAGCCCCGUUCCAGCCUUCUCCAUAUGGCCAGCCAGGGUACCCCCAGGGCCCCAGCUCCUACCCCCAAGGGGGCUACCCUCAGGGCCCCUACCCCCAAGGAGGCUACCCUCAGGGGCCCUACCCUCAAGGGGGCUACCCUCAGGGGCCAUAUCCGCAGAGCCCCUUUCCCCCCAACCCCUAUGGACAACCACAGGCCUUCCCCGCACAGGACCCAGGCUCACCUCAGCAUGGAAACUACCACGAAGAGGGUCCCCCGUCCUACUACGACAACCAGGACUUCCCUGCCACCAACUGGGAUGACAAGAGCAUCCGCCAGGCCUUCAUCCGGAAGGUGUUCCUGGUGCUGACCGUGCAGCUGUCUGUGACGCUGUCCACUGUGGCCGUGUUCACCUUCGUUGGGAAGGUGAAGGGCUUCGUCCGGGAGAACGUGUGGACGUACUAUGUGUCCUACGCGGUCUUCUUCAUCUCCCUCAUUGUCCUCAGCUGCUGUGGAGACUUCCGCCGAAAGCAUCCCUGGAACCUCGUUGCCCUGUCGAUCCUGACCGUCAGCCUGUCCUACAUGGUGGGAAUGAUCGCCAGCUUCUACGACACUGAGGCGGUCAUCAUGGCCGUUGGCAUCACGACGACCGUGUGCUUCACCGUGGUCAUCUUCUCCAUGCAGACCCGGUACGACUUCACCUCGUGCAUGGGCGUGCUGCUGGUGAGCCUGGUGGUGCUGGUCGUCUUCGCCAUCCUCUGCAUCUUCAUCCGGAACCGCAUCCUGGAGAUCGUGUACGCCUCGCUGGGCGCCUUGCUUUUCACCUGUUUCCUGGCGGUGGACACCCAGCUGCUGCUGGGGAACAAGCAGCUGUCCCUGAGCCCGGAGGAGUACGUGUUUGCCGCACUAAACCUGUACACGGACAUCAUCAACAUCUUCCUGUACAUCCUCACCAUCAUCGGCCGCGCCAAGGAGUAGCUCGUGCUCAGCCCGCUCGGGCGGCGUGGCCGGCCCGGGCCCUACGCCUGCUGUGGCAGUGCCGUCACACCUCCCCUUGCGCCCCCCUGGGCGCGGCCCGGGACCGAGGGGCCCCUCUCUGACCCUGCUGUGUGCACACCGCAGAUACUUCUGUUUGGACCCGCUGCGGCCGGCGUGGCCCCUUCUCGCCCUCCGGCCCCGCCAAAGGGCAGUGGGGUCCGGUUUCCAGGCACCCUCCUGCCCACUCACUGUUGCAUGAGCCCUGUCUGCCAGCCCACCCCAGGGUCUGGGGGCAACACCAGGUCCCAGGGGAGAGGGGUCGAGCCAAGAGGUGAGGGUGCACGUCUCCCCGCCUGUUCCAGCCCCCACCCCCAGCCUGGCAUAGAGUUCCCCCUCCCCCCUCCCCCACCCCGGAGCGCUGCCCUCUGGGGGCCUGAGGGGUGAGGGCCUUGUCCCUGUGCUGAGCCCUGAGGGCACAGAGGAUGAGACAAUUUCAGGGGGGAGAGGAGGCUUUCCUCUCUUCUUGCUGUCUUUAAAAUUCCAAUAAAUGGGACCUUGUGCUCUCUGCGUUGUGA